AUGAAUGAACAUAUAAAAGUUUUUCUUAGAAUUAAACCCAACGUUGAAAAUAUUAUAAAAUUGAUAAAUGAAGACUGUACAGUAUAUAAAGUACAAAAUAAUCAGUUACAUUUAUAUGAGAAAAAAAAAAGCUAUAAUGAUAUGAAUGAAUUGAAAACCAAGACAUUCAACUUCAAUCAUAUAUUUGAUAUACAUGUAAAACAAAAUGAGAUAUUUGAUGUCCUUGGAAAAAAUCUUAUAAACAAUUUUAUGAAUGGAUAUAAUAGUUCAAUAUUAGCAUAUGGUAAUACAAAUAGUGGUAAAACAUAUACUUUAUAUGGUGAUAGAAAUAUAGGAGAAGAAAAUCAGAAUUACGGAUUAAUAUACUAUUCCUUGAAAUAUCUUUUUGAUUUAAAAAAUAUAAAUAAAGACACUGAAAUAUCCAUAUCGGUUGUUGAAAUAUAUCUAGAAAAAAUAAGAGACCUAGGGAAAUUAUUUCAAUUAUAUCACAUAUCAACAACUACUAAUGAUACUAUAACUUAUUAUUCUCAAUUUCAUGAUAAUAUAAUAAGAGAGGAUGAAAAAGGAAAUACCUUUGUAGAGAAUAUAACACUCUUACCAAUAAAAAAUAUUGAAGAUGUCAAAGAAAUAAUCGACUUAUGCUUCAAAUAUAGAAAAACUUAUUCUACAAAAAAAAAUCGUGUGUCCUCUAGAUCUCAUUGUUUGUUGACAGUUUAUCAGCAUAAAAAUAUUAAAGAAAAAGAAUUAAUUUCACAGAUCAAUUUUAUCGAUUUAGCUGGAUCUGAAAAAUUUAACGAUAUUGAAAUGAUAAAUAAAAAAGAGUUGAUUAAUAUAAAUAAUACAUUAUCAAUUCUUAAUAGGGUCAUUAUGGCAUUAAGUACUAAAAAUAAAAUUACGAAAAAUAUGGAAAAUAAAAUAUGUGGAAAUGAAAAAGUAAAAAUGAAUAUGAAUAAUAUUCCAAAUAUACAUAUACCUUACAGAGACUCUAAAUUGACAAGGUUACUCAAGAAUAGCUUGAAUGGAAACUCGUUCAACUACAUUUUGAUAUGCCUCAAUUUGAAUACAUACAAAAUAGAUGACUUUAUUAAUAGCUUGAUAUUUGCAAAAAGAUGUAAAAUGAUAAAACAGAAAAUAAAAAAAAAUAAAAAUAAGAAAUAUUCUUCUAAUUCAGAAACUGAAAAGAGUAAUAACACAUCUGAAGAAAGUUCCUACGAAAGUUAUGAUUCUACUUGUGAUUUAUAUCAUAAUAUUAAUAACAAAAAUAAAAAUAAUCACGAUAAUAAUCCUUUUCAUAAUAAUUUAUAUUAUUAUAAAGGGAAAAAAAUAAAAAUGAAAAAUAUCAAUAAUCAUACUGAUAUUAUGAUUAAUAAACUGUUGAAUUAUUUUACAUUACUUAUCAGAAAAAAAUAUAAUGAUUUGAUAAAACAAAAAAAUUCUAUUUUCAACAAUUUAAUUAAAAUUAUAAAGAUUGAAGAACAAAAUAAAGAUCAAUUAAAAAAACAUAAAAAUUAUCUUUUGAAUAUAUUAAAAAGGAAAAAAAAACAACUAAAAUAUAAUAAGGAAUAUUUAAAUAAUAUACUACAUUCAAAAAAGCAUACCUUACAGAAUGAUCAAAAUAAAGAUACAAACAAAAUUGUAACUGAUCUAUCAAUUUCACCUUUUGAAGAAAAUGAAAAUUUAAAAGAAAAGAGUCAUUCAAAUUUUUUAAAAUUUUCAUAUGAUAAUACGGAACAACUUAAUAACAAAAUGAAUACACAAACAAAUAAUGUAACCACUGAUGUAGUUAAUGAAAAAAAAUCUAAUGAUAAUAUAUAUAAUGAUAAUAAUAAAGAAGAUAAUCAUCAUCACAAUAUAAACAAUGAUAAUUUUAUUUAUAAUAAUUCUCAAAUGAACAAAUCACAAAAUAUUCAUCCUACAUUUAAUAGUAAUACAACAAAAAUAGUUGAUAAUAAACAUAUCAAAAAUAAAGAACCUAAUAAAAAUGAUAUUUUAUAUGAACAAGAAAAUAUUUCUAAUUCAUCUAUAUAUAUAAAUUCAUCAAAAAAAGAAGAUCAUAUAAAAAGGAUUUAUUCAGAUAUUCAUACAUUAUAUCAAUUAGAAUUAAAAGAAUUAAAUAAAAAAAAAAUAUAUAUUGAAGAAAUAAAUUCUAUGAAUAGUAACUUAUUUAAUUUAAUGAACAAAUUUGCAAAUAUGCUCAGAAAUAUUUAUCUUAAUAAAUAUAGUGUGGUCAUAAAAAAUGGAAACAAAAAAUUAAAUCUAUCUAAUUAUUAUUAUACAAAUAUAAAUCAAACAUAUAAAAUAAAUGAUUUUUAUAAAAAGGGAGAAAAUAUAUUAAAUACUAAUCAUAAUUUCAAAAAUAUAAAUGAAGAUAUAUUCUAUAUAUAUCAAAAAAUAAAUCAGUAA
Molecule: messenger RNA, 2403 nt
Organism: Plasmodium adleri (nom. inval.)
Lineage: Eukaryota; Apicomplexa; Aconoidasida; Haemosporida; Plasmodiidae
Product: kinesin-like protein, putative
Exons: 9
Coding region: 1-2403 (800 amino acids)
Biological process (GO): microtubule-based movement
Cellular component (GO): microtubule; kinesin complex
Molecular function (GO): ATP binding; microtubule binding; microtubule motor activity
Source: RefSeq, a predicted model, not a curated record